This is a messenger RNA of Trichoplax adhaerens, 468 nucleotides long. RefSeq lists its product as uncharacterized. The transcript has 5 exons. Lineage: Eukaryota; Metazoa; Placozoa; Uniplacotomia; Trichoplacea; Trichoplacidae. The record is from RefSeq and is a predicted model, not a curated record. The annotation marks the transcript as partial.
CUAGUCAUCGAUGUCGUAUCACCAUUUUACAAUGAUCCACCUUCACCAAAUUGCCCUCCUGGUAAAUCAUGCCCGAAUCUUUGGACAUAUGAAGUGGUAGAAAUUUUCUUCUUGGGAAAGAAUAACCAUUACCUGGAAGUAGAGCUUUGUCCUCAUGGGCAAUAUCUACUUUUAAUGCUCUCCGACUACAGAAAGCCUUUCAAGGAUGGCCUCGAAAUUGAAUUUAAGGCAAAAGUAGAUGAUAGUAAGUGGAAAGGUCGCGCUUGGAUACCACUUGAAUAUCUACCACCAGGUGUUUAUAAGGCCAAUGCUUAUGCCAUUCAUGGCUCUGGCGAUAGCACCCAAUAUGAGGCAGCUUAUCCAGCUAAUAAAAGCCAGUGCAAAGAACCUGAUUUUCAUCGUUUGGAGUUUUUCAAGGAUAUCAACUUAAAAUCGAUCAUUGGCCAAGAUUUAGAUACACCUUCUUCU